Sander lucioperca (pikeperch) is the source of this 3008-nucleotide messenger RNA. RefSeq names its product SIN3-HDAC complex associated factor (gene sinhcaf). Gene Ontology annotation, biological process: negative regulation of cell migration. The transcript has 6 exons. The record is from RefSeq and is a predicted model, not a curated record. NCBI's taxonomy places the organism in Eukaryota, Metazoa, Chordata, Actinopteri, Perciformes, Percidae. Bases 256 to 1086 code for a protein of 276 amino acids.
AGACGCACGGACACGUCACACGUCGUUUAUGUAAAUGCUUUGAUUGAAGAAAAAGAAAAAAACAUUCUGCCCUACUCUGAAAUGGAGGUGUGGAUACCACGCAUGCGCACUAUGUCCACAACUAUUCAGACCCGUCCACAAGCGCAGACAUCAACAAGAGCGGGUUAUUGAUGCGGGUUGAUUUUCAUAAUAGUCACAUCGUAACGACGCGCUCUAAGGACUACUUUGUAUUAGCUUCACGCAGCUUGCAACAAGAUGUUUGGCUUUCAUAAGCCAAAAAUGUACAGGAGUUUGGACGGCUGCUGCAUCUGCCGCGCAAAGUCGUCAAGCUCUCGUUUCACGGACAGUAAGCGGUACGAGAAAGACUUCAGGAGCUGUUUUGGACUGAGCGAAACGCGAUCUGGAGAAAUCUGUAACGCCUGUGUGCUGCUGGUGAAACGAUGGAAAAAGCUACCUGUGGGAACCAAGAAGAACUGGAACCAUGUUGUUGAUGCCAGAGGAGGUCCCAGCCUAAAGAUAACUUCCAGGCCCAAGAAGAUAAAGUCCAUCUCCAAGAAAGCCCGGCCGAGCCAGAUCAGCAGGCUGCAGAAAGAGCUUAAAAGAAACAAUUCAGAUGCUCACAGCACCACCUCCAGUACCUCCCCAGCUCAGUCUCCGAGCUACAGCAACCUGUCAGAUGACGGCUCAGACACUGAGCUCAGCCCUGGAUCCAGCCGCUCCCCUGUUUUCUCAUUCCUGGACCUCACUUACUGGAAGAGGCAAAAGGUGUGCUGUGGAAUAAUCUACAAGGGGCGCUUUGGGGAGGUGCUCAUUGACCCCCAUUUGUUCAAACCAUGCUGCCGCAACAAACGGCAGCAGCAGCAGCAAGAGGAGGAGGAAGAAGAGGAGGAGGAGGAAGAUGAGGAGGAAGAGGUGGAGAUAGAGGAGGGCCAGGUGGGCGUGGAUGUCAGCGGGCAUAAAUCCCAGACGGAAGAGGAAGUGAAGGAGACACCAAGGUGUGAGGAAAAUGCAGAGCCUGCACAGCUAUGUGUAACCGUGACAACACCUCCAACCAGUAGCGGGGCGGUGAUGGAGGAUGGGUGGUAAAGUCAAAACUCCGCCUUGCACACAUCUCUGAAGAAAUCUUGGGGUGCUGUUUUUUUUCUCAAGCACUUACAGAAAGAAGUUGCCUCAGAUUGCCUUCAAUCAUAAAGCAGCUGGAAAUCCUUUGAUCUUCUCCAUAAUAACUUUGGAGGUUUGUUUAUUUUGUUUAAACGGUAACUUAUGAACUGUUGUUUUUUCACUUUGUCUCUUAUGUUGUAUUUAAUAUUCAUGCCAUCCUGAUGAUAGACCGUCAUCUGUGGUGUUUUUGAUCUACUUUAGAUGAAAUGCUGGAGCUCUACUUUGCUGGUACAUUGAAAAUAUUUUAUUCCAAAACGCAAUAGAUCAUCAUCUUACUCACAGAAAAAAGGUGCUACUUGAAAUUCAUUAACUCAACAUUUCAAACAUACAGCUGAACCCAUUCUCAAUGUGGAUCUUUUACAAGCAUACAUGUUAAGCUUGACUAAUAUAAUGACAUUACUUUUGCUUUCUUUGUUAAGAGUAGAUAUCUCUUUUUUGAAAUGGUGGAUAUCUCGUUUUGGAAUGAAUGACACUUUACAUUGACAGAGCACAGACCUGUACAGUAGCCCUUGUGUUUGUGUCUUUUCACAUUGACAUCCAUUCCUAUCAAAGAGUCUGUGUUUGUAGACCGUCUCUGUGUGCAAAUACGUGUAUGGGUCCCAUUUAAAUAAGGCCUAUUCACAGCUUCAACAGCAAAUACACCAGCCUUAAUUAUGUGUUACGUACAGUGCUAGUGUUAAUUCUGGAUCGGUAUUAAGGAACACAAAGGGACAGUAGCUAUAUUUAUUGUGGCCUCAGCAACACAUACUGUAGUGCAUUUUGCAUGAAUGGCAAGCCCACUCAUCCAAAAGACCUAGCCUAAUGAUCUGAUGCAUGAGUCUACUAAAAUUGCAUGGCCUUAUAUAAACUGUAAAUCUUACUUUUAUUUUUUUGGAUCCAUUUCUCUGAAGUUUUAACUUAUUUUUAUAUGUAAGGUAAAAAAAAGCAAAAAUAGAAAUGUCUUUGCAUAAUAAUACCACAUAAUACAACAGCAAAACACACAAUGGGUCUAUAGUCAUUCAGCAAUAUCAAUAUCAGUGAUUCCCGCCAUUCCUGGGUCAGUAUAGGUAAAACACUUUAUACAAGUUGAAAUUCUAUGCCAUUGCCUCUUAUAUAGCACAAAUGUGUUGUUAUAUAUAGCCUAAUAUUACUUUAUUUAUCAAACGAAAGCCAAAGCACAUUGAAAUUCACCCAAUGUCAAAUCAAAUCAGGUUUUCUAUGGACACUUGUGCUUGUGCGAGGUCAUUUGUAUGUAUGUUUAUGGUAUUCUAAACAGAACACUAAUAUGAAAAUUCAUACAUGUGAUGUUGUAGUCGGGAGCAGAGGGGAUGUUAUGUACAUAAUGGGUUGGGUAAGCCAUAUGGCUCAUAUAUGGGUUUCAUUAUUUAUUUAUUUCAUAUUUAUUUGUAUCACUGCAUCCCCGCUUAGAAGUGUAAUACUAUGAAUUCUUUUCAUCUUUAGCUUAUACGUAGAAUGGUUUUGUACUUCAGAAAUCGAAUGUAAUUCUCUCGCAGGCUUUGUUUAACAUUGCGUUGAAUUACUGGUUGUCAAUAUUUGUGAAAUGUUAAGUAUUUAUUUACUCAUCAGUUGAGUUGCGUGCAACCUAACUUAUUCUGUACCAUCACUUUGGAUCUGUAUCAUGUAGACUGAGACGAAUGAUAGAUUGCAACCAAACUGUACUUUUCCCCUUUUAGCCUGUAGCUGAAAAAUGUUACAGAAUUGUAGGACACUUAACUCUAGACUUGCAUGUACUGUUGCUAUGCAUUUACUUAGCUUACAAGGUAGACAAAGCGGUUUUGUAUUUUUUAUAAAUCAUGUACGUUUUUUACUUGUCCCUUAAUAAAAGUAAUUUUGUGAGUUUUCUGGAA